Messenger RNA from Hyla sarda, 2863 nucleotides. It is a transcript of the gene TRAPPC6B, whose product is annotated as trafficking protein particle complex subunit 6B. Gene Ontology annotation, cellular component: TRAPP complex; trans-Golgi network; cis-Golgi network. The record is from RefSeq and is a predicted model, not a curated record. The transcript has 6 exons. Bases 250 to 741 code for a protein of 163 amino acids. NCBI's taxonomy places the organism in Eukaryota, Metazoa, Chordata, Amphibia, Anura, Hylidae. Gene Ontology annotation, biological process: endoplasmic reticulum to Golgi vesicle-mediated transport; regulation of GTPase activity.
CCGAGUAGUUUGACAGCAACAAGAACGCCCAAACAACCAGCCCCCUCCUCCUAAGUCAUGUGACUGAUCACAUGACCGUGACGUAAUCAGACAGCUUCCUGCCCUCUAGUGGAAUGUGAUUGGUACUGCACAGGAUGUCAGCCUGAUGCCAGUCAGUGCGAGGGGCUGCGGGCAGAGCCGGGGGUCUUGUAUUGUGGAGGCUGUAGGUAACCUUCCGUGUUGUACCCUCAGUGGUAGCUGGCAGCGGCCAUGAACAAGCAGGAUCUUGCCGAUGAAGCCCUGUUCCUGCUGCUGCACAAUGAGAUCGUGUCCUGUGUGUACAAGUCGUCGGAGCAGGGGGAGGCGGAGAAUGGAAGGUGCAUUACCAAGUUGGAAAACAUGGGUUUUCGAGUAGGACAAGGCCUUAUAGAAAGAUUUACCAAGGAUACAGCAAGGUUCAAAGACGAAUUAGAUAUUAUGAAAUUUGUCUGCAAAGAUUUUUGGACGACCGUGUUCAAGAAGCAGAUCGACAACCUGCGGACCAACCACCAGGGAAUUUAUGUGCUCCAGGACAACAAAUUCCGACUUAUCACUCAAAUGUCUGCAGGGAAACAGUAUAUGGAACACGCGCCCAAGUAUUUGGCAUUCACGUGUGGUUUAAUCCGAGGAGGAUUAUCUAAUUUGGGAAUAAGAAGUAUUGUAACAGCAGAAGUCUCGGUGAUGCCUGCAUGUAAAUUCCAGGUGAUGAUUCAGAAGUUGUAGCACGUAAGGAGGAAUCCCAUAAACAUCACUGACUGUCCAUACAAAUCAUAACACAUUAAGCGUCCUGGGCUCACGCAAGAGGCAAUCCGCUACUACUACUGUCCCUGAGUCAUCUAGAGCCUGCACAAGUCUUAAACCGUGGAAUCGGGAUGACAUGAGAUAUUUUGUGAACACUUACUCAUCUAAUGGACCAGACGAGAACACUAAACUACGUACGCAAGCACAUUAAACCUUUUUUUUUUUACCGCGUAGGAAACCAUUAAAUACAUCUCACAGCAACGCGGCCUGCUGUAUACGAAAUAAGAGCGAUGAAAAAUGCAACCUAGUGAAAGGUAUUGCCGUCAUAAAAAAUAAUGCCUUAUUCUUGGACGAACUGCCUUCUACACUACCAAAAACGAUAUUUAAAGGGGUUAUCAAGGAGUAAAAAAAAAAAAAAAAGCUAAUUAUUAUUAUUAUUAUUAUUUUUUACCAAAAACAGCACCACACCUGUCCUCAGGUUGUGCGUGGUAUUACAACUUGGCUCCAUCUACUUCAAUGUAGCUGAGCUGCAAUACUACACACAAGCUGAGGACCUUCGCGGUGCUGUUUUUGGAAAAAAUAAUCAGCUUUGUGUUUGUCAUCCUGGAUGAUGUACUGUGUAUAUAAUUACAGUAAAUUUCAGUAGCCGUAUUAGUCCAGUGAUGCAGAUGCAAAUCUAAAAAUGUUGCAGUAUCUUGUAAUACCUUUCUUUACCCUCUCUUCGACAUUGUACAUGAAUACUAGUAUACUUUGACACUCAGCACCACGGCAGUGUAAUAUUUAAACAGCUACGGCCACUGAUACCGCUAACCACACUCAGAUAUUUAAUAUAAAAUACAAUAAGUAACAGAGCAGUGCCCUCCAAAUUUUCUACAAAUAUACUUAUAUAUAGAUAGAUAGAAAACUCCAAGAGUUUGUGUGAAUAAAACAUAUGGGAGUGCGGUUGCCGUUCGUUUUCUAUAUAUAUAUAGAUAGAUAUAUACACAGUAUAUGUAUACCAUAUACUCUGCAUAUUGUAUUUGCUCAACUAUUUAUCAGUAUAUUAUAAUAUAUAUAUAUAUAUACUAGCUGAGUACCCGGCGUUGCCCGGUGUUUCCUUCCUAAUCCUUGUUGGGGAGAAAAAUAAACAAAGGAGGAAGCUUUUGACUUAAUAUCCCGUCCUCAUAUAUUGUUGUCAUAUCCCGACCUCCUAUCCCGACCUCCUUUCCCGUCCUCCUUUCCCGUCCAUCUAUCCCAUCCUCCUAUCCCGGUCCCCCUAUCCCGGUCCCCCUAUCCCGGUCCCCCUAUCCCGGUCCCCCUAUCCCGGUCCCCCUAUCCCGUCCUCCUAUCCUGACCCGUAAUAUAUGUAUCAGUUAUUGAAAUAUCUCCAGCCGUACGGAAGUUAUGUGGGAACAUACAUUUCCCAUUGAUUUGCAUGGGACUUUAAACAAUAAACCCAACCCUCACAAAUGGGGGUAGUUAAGGGUUAAAUUAACUAUCCUAUAUUUUAAGUGGACAUAUAAGUAACAUGUGACCAAGUAUUAUAGAAAUAUCUCCAGCCGUUUGGAAGUUAUGCAGUAACAUAUAUUUCCCAUAGACUUGUAUGGGACUUUAAACAUAAACCCCGCCCCUGGCAAAUGGGGGACAGUAAGGGUCAAAUCACCUAUCAUAUGUUUGUUGUUGACAUAUAAGUAACAUGUGGCCAAGUUUCAUGUUAAUAUCUUUAGCCAUUUGGACGUGAUGCUGGAACAUACAUACAUACAUACAUACGGUAUAUACAUACACACACACACACGUUGAGUUUUAUAUAUAUAUAUAUAUAUAUAUAUAUAUAUAUAUAUAUAUAUAUACAUACAUAUGAUGUACUAAUAAACAUUUGAGAAAAUAAAAUAUGCAGAGUAUAUGGUGUGUAUGAUGUACCCUAAAGCUCACGCUAUAUGCAGGAACAGGGAUAAUAUCGCUUUAUGAGAUUGGGUUUGAUAUAUAAAUAUUAUUCUAACAAAAAGUAUCUGACGUUUAUAGGAAGCAAUUCAAUCACUUCUCUUGUAUCUGCAGCGCCAUAUGUUUUGUAGUGGCAGUGCAAGGUACUGCAGAGUUAGGCUGGGUUCACACCACGUUUUCUUAA